Anthonomus grandis grandis is the source of this 850-nucleotide messenger RNA. Its product is annotated as 23 kDa integral membrane protein-like. The coding region runs from base 53 to 766 and encodes 237 amino acids. The transcript is spliced from 5 exons. The record is from RefSeq and is a predicted model, not a curated record. NCBI's taxonomy places the organism in Eukaryota, Metazoa, Arthropoda, Insecta, Coleoptera, Curculionidae. Gene Ontology annotation, cellular component: membrane.
UACAGGUUGAAAUGUUCCUUUUUCGCACAGUAAAUUUAUCAGUGAUAUUAAAAUGGGUUGUCCGACGGAAUGUUUCAGGUUCAUCCUGUUCGUGUUAAAUUUAAUAUUCGCCAUUGCUGGAGUGGGUUUAAUAGGAGGAGGUAUUGGUAUCCAUUUAUAUUUCAAGUAUUACAAAGAGGCGGUACCGUCAGCGGCAAAAGCAUUUUCCAAUUUCCCGAUCAUAGCGGGGGUGGGGGGUGGCGCCAUAUUUAUUAUCGCCUUGUUGGGAUGCUGCGGAGCAUGGAAGAGAAGCGUUUGUUGUCUGCACACCUACGGCAUACUACUGAUAAUCAUAUUCCUGGCAUGCCUGGCGUCGACCAUCUACACCUGGGUGUUGGUGAAGGAUAAAAAAGGGCUCAAAAUCGAAAUAGAGAAACGACUGACAAAUUACUUCGAUAAGUACUACACAAGUGGCGAGACUAGGGAGAUCGUCGAUCUGAUUCAGACUUCUUUUCAUUGUUGCGGUCUACGGUCUCCAGCUUAUUGGGGGGCUAAAAUACCGGAAAGUUGCUAUCCGAAUGCCAAUCGGAAAGAGACUUGCUACGAGACUGGGUGCCUCGGGCCCUUCCAGGACUGGAUUAUGAAAUCUAUGAUUUUCAUAUAUUUUGAGGUGGCUUUAGCGGCACUAGAGUUGGUAGCCGGCAUCACCGCGAUUUGCGUAGCAUGCUCAUAUCAUGAUGAUUACAUGAACGACCUCUCUUACGAUGACGACGAAUCGGAAUAUUGAAGAAAUUAUUGACUUGUUUGAGAUUAAUUCAAAAUUUCUGUAUGGUGUUGUGCUUAUUAUUAAAGUGUAAACGUAUCCAAUGAA